Messenger RNA from Lycium ferocissimum, 723 nucleotides. Its product is annotated as protein PLANT CADMIUM RESISTANCE 3-like. The transcript has 4 exons. The coding region runs from base 96 to 590 and encodes 164 amino acids. The record is from RefSeq and is a predicted model, not a curated record. Lineage: Eukaryota; Viridiplantae; Streptophyta; Magnoliopsida; Solanales; Solanaceae.
UUUUGUGCCUUUCAUUUCAUUUUCUCUCGUUGCUGUCUUUGAAUUUAAGCAUUUUAAUUUAUUUUUUUAAAAGAAAACAUUUAAGUUUUUAAGUCAUGCAGAACCCCUCACCUCCAAUUUAUGGCCAAAAACCGAUGACCCGCAUCCCCGUGCCGGGCCAGUUACAAGCUAAUCAUCCCGGAACUUGGUCCACUGAACUUUUUGACUGUUGCUCUGAUGUCCCAAACUGUUGCAUAACUUGUUUUUGUCCAUGUAUUACAUUUGGACAGAUUGCAGAGAUCGUGGACAAAGGAACUCAUUCUUGCGGUGCAAGUGGAGCUCUGUAUUUUUUGAUACAAUCAUUAACUGGAUGUGGAUGCAUCUAUUCAUGCUUUUAUCGUACAAAGAUGAGGAAACAAUACAAUUUGCCAGAAAGCUCUUGUGGGGAUUGUUUGCUUCAUUUCUGCUGUGAAAGUUGUGCUUUGUGCCAAGAGUACCGUGAGCUUAAACACCGUGGAUUUGACAUGCAUAGUGGUUGGAAGGCAAAUAUGGAGAACCAAAACAGAGGGAUAGCAAUGGCUCCACAAGUUCACGGAGGAAUGACUCGUUAAUUAAAUGGACAAAAUGUUGACUUGUUCAGUCUGAUAUAUGUAUUGCUCUUUCUUUAAAAAAAAAUGUUGAGAUACUUAAAUAUUGCUCUUGUCCUCGCAAGAUGUUAUAUUGGUUGUUGAUUGUUUAUGAUUA